Macaca mulatta (Rhesus monkey) is the source of this 2816-nucleotide messenger RNA. RefSeq names its product TNF receptor associated protein 1 (gene TRAP1). Gene Ontology annotation, molecular function: ATP binding; ATP hydrolysis activity; ATP-dependent protein folding chaperone. The record is from RefSeq and is a predicted model, not a curated record. Gene Ontology annotation, biological process: protein folding. Lineage: Eukaryota; Metazoa; Chordata; Mammalia; Primates; Cercopithecidae.
UUCUAAAUAUUUUAGUUUGACUCUUCUCGACAAGGGCAAAAGAAGUGGAAUACACGAAUAACCGCAGUUUUCCUGGUGGCGUUGGUUACUGGGUUCACGUUUUGGUGUAGCCAGUCAAGCCUGGAAUUCCCUUCCUCAUUCGUUUUAGCUUUUUGGCCAGUCUUGGUUUGCAAGAGACUUGCAGAGGCCUAUACGGAUGGCCGGGAUUCACAAAGGUCGCAGAGACGGGAACUGCUUCUUCCCCGACGCCACCUCCACACUCUCGCGUGGAUACUGACAUCCGCCCCGUUCCAGGAAUGCGCACAGCUAGGCGCAGCCGACCAGCGUGGGCCGGGCGCGGCGGGGCCACCUCCCCCAGCUCCGCGCGCACGCCCCGUCGCCCUUGACAACGCGACCCAAGGUCACAGAGGCCCCGCCCCCAGGCUUACUGUCCACGCGAGGGGUCGUACCCCGCCACGCGCCAGAGCAGGCAGCUGCCCGGACAGCCCGGGGCCCGCCGUGACGUCACCGCCCCGCGCCCGAGGAAAGCCCCGCCCCGCGCGGCCUCGUCCCGCCCCGUCCCAUCCUGUUUGGUCCCGCGUGGCUGUGCGCGGCGCUCUGGGAGGACGACAUGGCGCGCGAGUUGCGGGCGCUGUUGCUGUGGGGCCGCCGCCUGCGGCCUCUGCUGCGGGCGCCGGCGCUGGCGGCCGUCCCGGGAGGAAAACCAAUUCUGUGUCCUCGGAGGACCACAGCCCAGUUGGGCCCCAGGCGAAACCCGGCCUGGAGCUUCCAGGCAGGACGGCUGUUGAGCACGCAGACUGCUGAGGACAAGGAGGAGCCCCUGCACUCGAUCAUCAGCAGCACGGAGAGCGUGCAGGGUUCUAUUUCCAAACAUGAGUUCCAGGCUGAGACAAAGAAACUUUUGGACGUCGUUGCCCGGUCCCUGUACUCAGAAAAAGAGGUGUUUAUACGGGAGCUGAUCUCCAAUGCCAGCGAUGCCUUGGAAAAACUGCGUCACAAACUGGUGUCUGACGGCCAAGCACUGCCAGAAAUGGAGAUUCACUUGCAGACUGAUGCCGAGAAAGGAACCAUCACCAUCCAGGAUACUGGUAUUGGGAUGACACAGGAAGAGCUGGUGUCCAACCUGGGGACUAUCGCCAGAUCGGGGUCAAAGGCCUUCCUGGACACGCUGCAGAACCAGGCUGAGGCCAGCAGCAAGAUCAUCGGCCAGUUUGGAGUGGGUUUCUACUCAGCUUUCAUGGUGGCCGACAGAGUGGAAGUCUAUUCCCGCUCGGCAGCCCCGGGGAGCCCGGGUUACCGGUGGCUUUCAGAUGGCUCUGGAGUGUUUGAAAUCGCUGAAGCUUCAGGAGUUAGAACCGGGACAAAAAUCAUCAUCCACCUGAAAUCCGACUGCAGGGAGUUUGCUAGCGAGGCCCGGGUGCGAGAUGUGGUAGCGAAGUACAGCAACUUCGUCAGCUUCCCCUUGUACCUGAAUGGAAGGCGGAAGAACACCUUGCAGGCCAUCUGGAUGAUGGACCCCAAGGACAUCAGCGAGUGGCAACAUGAAGAGUUCUACCGCUACAUCGCGCAGGCUUAUGACAAGCCCCGCUACACCCUGCACUAUAAGACGGACGCGCCGCUCAACAUCCGCAGCCUCUUCUACGUGCCGGAUACGAAACCGUCCAUGUUUGACGUGAGCCGGGAGCUGGGCUCCAGCAUUGCACUGUACAGCCGCAAAGUCCUCAUCCAGACCAAGGCCACGGACAUUCUGCCCAAGUGGCUGCGUUUCAUCCGAGGUGUGGUGGACAGUGAGGACAUUCCCCUGAACCUCAGCCGGGAGCUGCUGCAGGAGAGCAUGCUCAUCAGGAAACUCCGGGACGUUUUACAGCAGAGGCUGAUCAAAUUCUUCAUUGACCAGAGUAAAAAAGAUGCUGAGAAAUAUGCAAAGUUUUUUGAAGAUUACGGCCUGUUCAUGCGGGAGGGCAUUGUGACCACCACCGAGCAGGAGGUCAAGGAGGACAUAGCAAAGCUGCUGCGCUACGAGUCCUCAGCGCUGCCCGCCGGGCAGUUAACCAGCCUCUCAGAAUACGCCAGUCGCAUGCAGGCCGGCACCCGCAACAUCUACUACCUGUGCGCCCCCAACCGGCACCUGGCAGAGCACUCGCCCUACUAUGAGGCCAUGAAGAAGAAAGACACAGAGGUUCUCUUCUGCUAUGAGCAGUUCGAUGAGCUCACCCUGCUGCACCUUCGUGAGUUUGACAAGAAGCAGCUGAUCUCCGUGGAGACAGACAUCGUCGUGGAUCACUACAAGGAGGAGAAGUUUGAGGACGGGUCUCCAGCUGCCGAGCGCCUGUCAGAGGAGGAGACGGAGGAGCUCAUGGCCUGGAUGAGAAACGUGCUGGGGUCGCGUGUCACCAACGUGAAGGUGACACUCCGACUGGACACCCACCCUGCCAUGGUCACCGUGCUGGAGAUGGGGGCUGCCCGCCACUUCCUGCGCAUGCAGCAGCUGGCCAAGACCCAGGAGGAGCGUGCACAGCUCCUGCAGCCCACGCUGGAGAUCAACCCCAGGCAUGUGCUCAUCAAGAAGCUGAAUCAGCUGCGGGCAAGCGAGCCUGGCCUGGCCCAGCUGCUGGUGGAUCAGAUAUACGAGAACGCCAUGAUUGCCGCUGGGCUUGUUGACGACCCUAGGGCCAUGGUGGGCCGCUUGAAUGAGCUGCUUGUCAAGGCCCUGGAGCGACACUGACAGCCGGGGGCCAGAAGGACUGACACCACAGAUGACAGCCCAGCCGCCUUGAGCUUUAUUUACCUAAAUUAAAAGGUAUUUCUUAACCUGA